AUGUUGUCUCCAAUCACUCUCGUAGCCUUCUCUGCAGUGGCUCUGGCCACUGUUGAGGUCCAGGACCCUUCCAAUAUCAUUCCUGCGUCUGACUGGGCCGCUGAUAACGCCCUCAUUGCUGAUUACAAUGCUCCGUUCCCAGCAAAUGGGCAGCCAACAGACUUGAUCGGCGUGCAUGACUUCAAGCACAAGUCGGUUUCAGUCGACCAUGUGACUUGGCAUGCCGACAAGAACGAUACCAGUAUCGUCCUGGUCUCCAAGAAUGCUGACUUCGCUGCGUCUUAUUCCACUUUCAUCAAAUCUGGGUACUAUUCAAACUUGAACUGGGCCAGCUUCUAUGGCUUUAAUGCUGCCAUAAACGUUGCGAAUAAUUCCGUCGCCAUCCUCGAUCAUGUUAACAUCACCGUUCACAACGGCGCUGCCAAUGUGUACUCAUACGGGACAGGCACCGUUGUCAACGUGACCAACAGCUGGCUAUAUUCCAGUGGACCUGUGAGCCAUGGCCUUUAUGCAUCUGGAAACGGCACCAUUCAUGCCAAGAACCUGCAGCACUACUCCGGGGGCCAUCGCUCUAGCGCCUUCUCGGGAGACAGCCCAGCUGGCUACAUCUACGUCGAGGAUUCUGUUUCGCACGUUCGUGGAAUUGGCUCCGCAACCUACUAUGCUCUCGGUGAGAUCCAUGCAACUAAUGUUGCCUCUGUCUCUGAACAGGGACCUGUUGUCUUCUCAGACGGGAAGCAGAAGAUCUACCUCAAGGACUGCUCGGCUCAGGCCGGUCUGCUCGGCGGCGCUGUCCUCUUCAGCAGCUCCGAGCGUCGUGCUGGUGCGGUGCUGGAUCUCGAGGAUACCACUAUCAUUACGACCGGCAAGACCAUGCCUGGCUUGUGGUUUGGCAACGUUAUUGCCAAUGCCAGACUCAAGAGCGUACAGCUGAACACUGCUUCUGGAAUUCUUGCUGUUGCCAACUUUUCUCAAAUCACCCAGGACUUCAAUUACUAUGGUGGUUAUGUCGACAACCCGUCAAUGAAGGCCGCGGAGGUCAGCCUGAAUGUUCUGGAGUCAUCGUUGUCCGGUGAUCUUAUCGCAUACAACAAGAGUUCUAUUUCCCUGUCCCUCACACAAUACAGCAAUUGGAAGGGAACUGCCCGAGUUGGGUAUAAGUCGGCCUCUUUUGGUGUCUCCCUUGACGCCAGCAGCGAGUGGACACUAACUGCUGACACGACUCUCCAGAACUUCACCAACUUGGACACCUCUAACAGCAAUAUCCAAAGUCGUGGAUACAAUAUCUACUAUAACUCUUCUGCAUCUGCAAACAAGUGGCUUAAGAGUCGAACUAUCAAGCUUCCUGGUGGUGGAAAGCUUGAGCCAAUUAAGAACAAGACAGGCUAUUAA
This is a messenger RNA of Fusarium proliferatum ET1, 1392 nucleotides long. RefSeq lists its product as uncharacterized. The transcript is spliced from 3 exons. The coding region runs from base 1 to 1392 and encodes 463 amino acids. Lineage: Eukaryota; Fungi; Ascomycota; Sordariomycetes; Hypocreales; Nectriaceae. The record is from RefSeq and is a predicted model, not a curated record.